UGCGUUUGAUAUUGUUUCGUUUGAGCGUUAUAAAGAAAAGUAAAUGUUUGACAUAGACAAAACGUUUUCUGAACAUGGCAAAGCAUCACCCUGAUCUUAUUUUCUGCAGAAAACAGCCUGGCGUAGCUAUUGGUAGACUGUGUGAAAAAUGUGACGGUAAAUGUGUAAUAUGUGAUUCCUACGUCAGACCAUGCACACUGGUACGGAUCUGUGAUGAGUGUAAUUACGGCUCGUACCAGGGUCGCUGUGUGAUCUGUGGAGGGCCGGGCGUGUCAGAUGCUUACUACUGCAAGGAGUGUACCAUUAUGGAGAAAGAUAGGGAUGGAUGUCCAAAGAUUGUGAAUUUAGGAAGUGCAAAGACAGAUCUGUUUUAUGAAAGAAAGAAAUAUGGAUUCAAGAAGAGAUGAGAACUGUUGUUGUUGUGUGGGAAAUUAUCAAAUGACAGAGACAUCAGAAAAUCAUUCUUUGUGAAUUGUGAGCAAAUUUUAUGUGUGAAAAACUUGGUGCAAGCAUUGGUCUGCCAGUUGAAAGUGCAAAUGGUUACUCAUCAGCAGUUUUGUAUUUCAUUUAAAUAUCAUAGUCUUAAUUAUUUUAUCAUUCUCUACUUUCAGUAGGAAUUCAAGACAUUAUAUACAUUGUUUUUAUUCCAUUAUUAGUUAAUUUGUACAACAGGAAAAAAUAUCAUGUUGAUAUUCUAAGAAUUGCCAAUUAUAAAUUAACAAUGAGUUCUAUUCAAGCUAGGAUUAUACUGAUGUGCCAUUGGCAUGUUAUUUUAAUUUUGCAUUCCAAACACUGCCAGGCAAUUUCAUAAAAGCAUCUUUCAAUAAAAGAAAAUCAUGAGAAGUUU
Molecule: messenger RNA, 847 nt
Organism: Saccostrea cuccullata (small rock oyster)
Lineage: Eukaryota; Metazoa; Mollusca; Bivalvia; Ostreida; Ostreidae
Product: PHD finger-like domain-containing protein 5A
Exons: 4
Coding region: 75-407 (110 amino acids)
Biological process (GO): mRNA splicing, via spliceosome
Cellular component (GO): U2 snRNP; U12-type spliceosomal complex; catalytic step 2 spliceosome
Source: RefSeq, a predicted model, not a curated record